Messenger RNA from Spirometra erinaceieuropaei, 6781 nucleotides. NCBI's taxonomy places the organism in Eukaryota, Metazoa, Platyhelminthes, Cestoda, Diphyllobothriidea, Diphyllobothriidae. The record is from the annotation of a GenBank genome assembly.
AUGAAGUCGACACUCUUGACCAUUGCGCUGGUCACGCUUCUCUGUGCCGUUCAAGCAACUUUCGCGAAGGUGGCCGAACAACCCCUAACCGAACUGCCUCUGGAUACAAUUCAACUGGUAGGACGGAGUAUUUGUCAUCUGCCUGUUAAGUUUUGCUCCUUUAUAAAAAACCUCUUGACUGACUACCUGGCACUUACUACUCCUCUUGUGCCUAUUUUUAAAAAGGAAUCAGGAUUUAUCGGAAUGCAUUCAAAGUAAGCGACGCCCUACAUUAGGUGGGCUAACUUAUGAAAUGUCAACCGAAAUUUCCAAAUGCAUUCGCGUCUCGAAAAGAUUGAUUAAGUAUGUUUGUAAAAUUCAUCAUCAUACAGCAUAAUUCUAUGGUGAUCCAGUUACCGCAGGGAGCCUACUUUCAAAUGGACUUAUUUUCGACUGCAUGUAAGAUGUAUACUCUGCAAAAAAUGGCCUCUUAAGUAGCAUGCAAUUUUCUCAUUGAUUUUCGAUGCCUAAAAAGUGCAAUUAUAUUUCCUGAAAAAAUGUAUAAAAAUAUUCCUUUUUUGCUUAUUCGGUAGGAAAUAACGUCGUCUUUCAAUUUUAUACUCGAAGAAGGAGUAUUAUUCGGUUUUAAAAAGUUUCUAAUUGUGAGAUUGUUUAAUACCAUAAAGUGGCCAUUCAAAUAGCAUCAUGUAUCUGCAUUUAGCAAUGUGGUCUGUAAAGUUAACAAUAUUGCUCAAAUCCACCGUUUAAUUUUAUGAACCCAGUAUGAGCUCCUCUUAAUACUGUAGAAAAAUGUGUGGUUUUCUGUACACGAAAAAAAUAUGGCUUGUAGUUUCGGAACCCUAAAUGCAAGUAUAACAACAGGUCGGGUUCCAAAUUAUUCGGGAAUCGGAAAUAAUUUUUAAAACCGAAUUAUACUCUUCUGUCGAGUAUAAAAUUAAGAAAAAGACGUGAUUUUCUACCGAAUAGAUAAAAUAAUGGAUAUUUUUGUCCAGUUCUUUCAUGAAAUAUAAUUGAACUCUUAAGGGCUUCGAAUAUUAAUGAGAAAAUUGCAUUCUACUUAAGUAGUCAUUUUUGCUGAAGGCAGUUUUUACAUGAACUCGGAAAUUAGUUCAUUCGAAAGCCGGCACCCUGCGAUAAUUGGGUCAUUACAGAAUUAUACUGAACAAUAAUUAGUUUUACAACCCUACCUAAUUAAUCUUUUCGAAACGGAAACGCAUUUGGAAAUUUCGGUUGACAUUUCAUGAGUUAGCCCACCUACUGUAAGUGAGGUCGCAGCACUGAAAAGCGCGAAGUAUCAGAUUAAGUCAUGAAUUUUAGCUUACUGAUAGUGACAGGUAACUUUAAUAGUCACCUGUGUAUGCCAAACUCCAGAUACUCCACUGUCUAAUUCAUGUAUAUACAUAAUAACAUGAAGGUCACCACUAUCGAGAUACUCAACUCUCCUCCUGUGCGCCUGUGGCUGGCGUCAAGCCAUACUAAAAAUCGGAUGCUUCAGCUGUAAAAGGCACCAAUAAAUCCUAUGUGUCUUACAGACCGCAGUGUAAGGGUUUUAAACUGAAAGAAACAAGUUAGUUCCAGUAGUUAAGUGACAUUGACACCUUAGCGGAAACGUUUUGAUUGCUUAUUUGCAUGCGUUUGCUCCAAGGAUAUUCAAUGUUUGUACAAAGGAAAGCAUAGCUCUUUAAGAAGAGGGAAUUCAAGUCGUUUCUCUUGAUCCUGCCGAGGAUUAUUGCAACUUUGUAAAUUAUUUUGCUUAGACAGAUGGACUAGUUCAUAUUUUGGAAUAGAUAAAUACUUGCUCUCUACUUAUUUAUAGUGAAAAACUUUUUUGCUCAUUGUGAAUGUUUAAAAGAGCGCUCUGUGUGCAAUCUUGGAAGCAAAUUCGUAAAUCAUUUCAUAUUUCUAUGAAGUAUAUUGCUAUCACUUACCUCUUUAAAUACUAACCAUGGUCCAUGUUGAACACUUUAAAUGUAACAUGAUAUAGCUAACUGGAAAAAAACUACGUGAACAAUCCUGCGAUCAUAGGAAAAAUUCAUCUAACUACAAUCUUCUCACAACAGAACACUUCAUUAUUUUGAGAAUUUGCUUCAGGUAAAACGUGUUUUUGGACGGAAUUCCUAUAAGUUGUAAUCAAUAAAAAGUACUCGUUACUGAAGUUGGUGUUUUUUUUAAUAUCAAAAUGCGGUUUGCAGUGACGGCUGCAAAGUCAGUUAGCUAAAAAUAAGCAAGUUGCCGUGCUUAAGUCAAUUUAUACUAAUUUUAAUUCAAUUCGUGUUGUAAAUUCCCUUGAAUAAUGCUGGCUACUUAAGAGAAUGGGGAGUUCCUGUUCUACAGAUGGCCUUUCUUUAAGUUCCAGGGGGUUAAGCGCCAGAGUUAAUGUCCGGGCUAGGGGGGUUAGGGUUAGAUUUAUGGGAAUAAAUUUGAGCUAUUGUACCAGAUAUCCCCCCUCGUAAUUCAGCGAGACCACCUGCGGUACGAAGGGGAGGGGGUAAUUUUUCUGCGUCCGACCUGAAAAAUGUACUUUAAAGUAUCCUUGCAGUUAUGGCAUCUAGUUUAGCCAUGAAAUCUGCCUUUGGUCGACUAAAACUUCCGUCCGGAACCUGUCAUGUCCCCUCUACAGAUCCCUGAUCGUAGUCGAAAGGAAGGUCGGGAGGCUUUGCGUGCUCUGGGUGCUGAAAGUGAGACCGAUCUGCAAAGACACACCUUCGCCUACAACGCCGACCUCUACUCAAAUUGGACGGAGUGGGGCAACUGUUCACGCUAUUCCUGCAAGCAGCUUCGUUUCCGUCAGUGUGUCGACGACUCCUUCACCAAACGCGUCGCUAACCCUCGAAGACGGAACUUCUGUCCAUUCAAAUACAUCAGGGAGGAAAGAAGGUGCCCAGAUGCAUCAGAGUGCCUUGAAAACGGUGUGUGGAAUAUUAUCAUUUUUAAACUUUUUAACCACCUGCUUGCGUGAUUUCUGCCGGUAUGUAAAAAACUGCUGAUUGUCAGUUAUUUUACGGCAUCGUUACUAAUCAGGGUGGACGAAACGGACACUUUUUUCCGAUCUGUCUGUAGCGCCAUCUUGUUUAGUCGGUUUAAGUCAGUUUAUUAAGGGAAUGAGGCCUUCACCCUUGAGCUCCCUACUCAUAUCAAUAAACAGAAGUAGAAUCAAUUGUUACAUCAGUAAAUCUGAAAGUUCAGAAGUUAACGGUAAGUGUGAGUCAGGUGCGAACUGCCGCCACUAACACAACCGUGAUUAUAUGUACAGUAGUGUCUCAGUAAAUGAGCGUCUGAUCUGCACUUAAAGGAUUCAACAGUUUUGGAAAGGACCACCGCAUCAGGGUGCCCAUUCCAUGCUGCAAUGGCCCCCAUCGUGAGGGCGUUCCAUCGGACGUCCGUAUGAGCCAGCUUUCUCCGUAGUUUAAAGGGUUGGCCAUGCAGACGACCAGUCCCCGCCAAUGUGAGGGAUCCGUCAAAAUCUAGGGCACAUUCACGGCCUCUGACAGUCUUGGAGGUUUGAAUGAGUUUGCCUGUAAUUGAGAGGAAACAGAUCUAGUUCGGCCAGCCUGGUUUUCUAAGGCAGAUUCUUGACCAUCUUCGUAGCUAUCGUCUGUACUCUCUCCAUGUUGCAAAUUUGCGUGCCCCUUUUUUUAAAUAUUCUGAUUUUCCAGCUUCUGCUUUAAGGGAGUGUUGUUGAUUAAGUCAUCAAUGUUUCAUCCUGCUAAAUUGUUAUAAGUAGCAUAAUAUUCUCAAGUUGCUGAGUUGCAGAUUCCAAAAGGUGUAAAUUCAGAAUUUAAAGUUAUUUUCACUUCCUUUUCACCCAACCCGAAUGUUAGGCUGUCCAAUGGCCCGAUGUUCUGCAUAUCGAUCCAAUGAGGAUUUCUGUUAUAAGCAUGCUUAAAGGAAUUUUAAAAUUUUGUAAGCGGAAUGACAAAUAAGUAAAUAGUCGUAUAAUCCCAGACUCCACAGAAGACUAGCAAUGCAGUUACAGCAUUCACUUUGAUCAUCUACCAACGGUACUCCCGCGACCGAUCUGCAAUGAAGACCGUGGAUGGCCACACACUGCUGAUUCAGACCCCCUCGGAGACAUGCGUUUUCAUGAACAAUGAACGUAACUGGUGAGGAAAGGUCUUCGCCCUACACGGGAGGACACUUUUUUGCUUCUUGGUGAUUAAUGCUGUCUAACAUAACUCCCAUCGAAAACCGAGUUCGGUGGACGCUGGCAGUACGAAUACGUGAGAGCUUAAAAACUGGCCUAAGAUAAAUGCGCCACUACAGUAAAAGGGCUUGCAAACAAGUGUAAACUGUCGAUUGCGCAAGAGCGCACCUUAGGAGUAACGCGUUCUUAGUGAUUUAGUAACUCACAACCAACCACUGAGAGUCAGUAAUUAAGAAUAUACAGUUUCUAGUGCGGGAGAAAGAGCACCACCAUGGUUGCGGUUUUUCGCUUUGUGGGUUAUGCUAUUCAUCUGUUUAAGCGUCGGGGUUAAUUUAUUUUUUCAAUAAUGUGCGUCAGUUUGUGAUGACCAGUCGAUGCCUGUUUGUAAUGCAGGUUCCGUCCAGCGUGCAUCCGUUGCAGCUAUAUCGAUCCGCUAUUAUGUGUAUUUGAUCGCAAUAUGAUAAGACAUAAUCGGUUUUUACCGUCAUGAUCGAAUUUAAUAUUAGCUGGUCCUGCCAGAAUUUUUUCCAACACCAGUGACCGACCUCAUGAAAUGCUAGUCGAACCUCUGAAAUGUGUUUUCGAUCAGGGGGGGUUAUUUAUGUGGGACUGCUCGUCUUUUCGACAGCUUGCAAAAACCAGACUCGGCAAAAAUGAUCGCUUAAUUGAUAUAUACAAAAUGGAUACAGCUUCCUCGCAUAUUGUGCUGGAAGCAAAUAUAUCUUUUGAUUUUUUAAAAAAGGUUUUUUGGUUCUCGAAUGAUUUUGAACUCAAUCUGCACUGUACCUGCGCUAAGGGUCUCGAGUCUAUAAACUGUAUACUUUUUAUGUUAAAAAAUCCUUUUAAAUCACUAAGAAGAUAUAAUACAGGGCUCAUAAAAUGUUGCAAUGGACGAGGCUCAUGGUGCAUACUUUAGGAGGAACAUUAUUGAACAGAGAAUUACAAUAAUAUUUGAAUGGAAAUUGCACGGUCUUAUAAAUUUCAUAAGAAAAAUUUGUUUAAAAACAAAAGACACUUUCUCCAAGCAAGAAAAGUUGAAAAAAAACGUGGGUUUCCACUUUGUGGUUACAAAAAGGGACAUUUUAGUAAAUUCCUUCGAAAAAUGUAUUUGCAUUGUUAAGGGCAUCGGAAAUCCAUAAAAGUGCAUAUCAGUUAAGUGACCGUUUUUUGCCGCGUACAGUUUUUACAGGAGGUCGAAAACAUGUACAUUUGAUGGCCAACGUCCAGGCGUAUUCUGAUUAACGUGGGAUUUUGCCGUGAGAUAAUCAAUACUACAGUCCCACAUAAGUAAUAUUUCUAUUUCAGAAUUUCGGGUAACAUUUUAUGAGCUCAGCCACUAACCACACAUGCUGUUAUCUGAUGUGAUUCUACUUCCAGGUUGGUCGAGUCAUGUCUCAUGUACAGCAGUAGCUUGUAAUUUGGUGUCUCGUCUUCAUAACAGUAACAGUAUCCGUGCGCUUUGCCUUUCCCUCUCUUCUACAGCCGGACCGUCGGAGACGCUUCGACGUCUUUCUCUAACUUGUGGUAUUCGCCCCGCGACGGAAGCAGCACAGUCCGGCGGUCGUGCUGCCAAAAGAAACAUGUGGCCAUGGCAUGUGAGUGAGACGUCCUCUUCCACUCCUUUUUGACCGGAAACUUUCGAGUGACCACACAUGCACUGAUGGUUAUCUCCACAUCAUGCCAUAUCUGACUCCUAUGCAUAUAUUUUUUGGUUCCAAAUUCGGUCCCGCCAUGACGGAAUAGAUAAAGGAAGACGUAGGCAUGUCAGGUGAAUCAUUCAUUAUUUUUAAUCAGGGAAUUCCUCUUUGAAAUCAUAAUGAAUCGCUCAGGAUAUCACAAGACAAUUUAACCACUGUAACCUAAAAUGACUAACAGAAGGUGAAGUAGUGUUUCCUAUAAAAGCAUUUUGCUGGAUACUGUACAUUUCAUCUCUUUGCCAUCUCUUUUCAUUUUGUUGUCAUACGAUGAUUAGACUGUAGGGAACAUGGAAAUUUACAGGUGGCUAGGAUGCGGUUUAAUGUCUUUAUCCAGUGCUAGAUAACUUAUUGCAGUCACCAUAUCAUUAAGAAUCUUUAGCGUUGUAUAAUCACAGUAGAAGGGGCACAAUCAACUGCUAGUUUAGUCGGGAAGUAUAAAUCACAGAUAUCUGCAAAUAACAUUAUUGACCUCUGAGGAAAGUAAUAUAACGUUAUUUGGUCGCCACAGGUGAGGUUAUACAAAGCCAAGUUCCCUAAAGACGAGGUGGAGGAAGAUGAUGCAGAGAAUAACGACGGUUACGACGAUGACAUUGCUGAUGACGACGAGGAGUCAUCAAGCCAGCCUGUCGAAUCUGAGCAACAGCUGGUGUGCGGAGGUAGCCUACUCUCGCCAUCUUGGAUCGUGACAAGCGCUCACUGUCUCCGCCCAAUUCUUCUAUCAAAGCCUGUGCCGCUUGGAGUACCCUUUAAUCUUUCUGGUAUGGUUGCUCGCGUUGGUGGACAGCCUCGCGCACAGAAGGAUUCUCAGGGGAGCGAGUACAGAGUUGAAUCAGCAGUCAUUCAUCCCGACUGGUACCCUCGAUUCCACGGCCAGAGUGGUUUUGAUAUCGCCCUGUUGAAGCUUGCAGUUCCGGUGUCCCCAGGUGAAAAAGUUUGCUAA